GACAGAAUCUUGUUAAUAAAGGAGACUCAUAAACACCAAGGAUUGCGCGCCUCUCGUUAAAUUUCAGGGGUUCUCGCUUGCAACUGUACACCUGGCUAGCCUUGUUGCCAUCCAUCAAACAUCUUCCACCAACAGCACCACAGCCACGACCUCGAAGCAUCCCAGCCGACUCAUGUAUCCUCUUUCAUACUCACAGGAUUCCCUUGAACUGAAUCGCACCCUUUCCAAUGACGUCCACGCACCUGAUAAGAUAACCUGCCAACAGCCCACCCUCGCAAACCCAAACAAAACAUCGCUAAGUAAAUCGCGCCAAGACUUGAUUUUGUCUCAGCAAGCCAGCCCUUCCCUCCUCGGCACGUUUCAAGAAUGUAUCAGAGCACAGCCCACGCGACCUCCUCACGUCGGUCUGGAUUCGGGACUCAGAGAAAAAGAAAAUUGACAGUCAACGACUUUCAUCCCUUACUUCUACCCCGCGACCAUUUUACAGUUAUAAUAUUGAAUCUCGCAUCCGCCCUGGCGGCGCUGGUAUCUUCCCGCAGCUUUCAAAGCUUUGUUUAAACGAUGUGCUGGAUUUCGCGACUUUUAUUUUAUUUUUAACUUCUAAUACACAGAACUCAACGUUCGUUUGGAGACCGAUAAACGCAUCGCAUCGGAAGUCUAUUUUGCACUUGUAACGCUGUAUGCAGUUUUCUGCUAAAGUGUCGAUCUUGCGUGGUUUCCUUCCAAAAGAAAGUAAAAUUUGGACUUGAACCCUUUCGAGUGCAUCAUACUGCAUACAGUACAAUACCGCGAAAGGCUAGAGACUCACCAUGUCAACAUGGGGCUCUUACUUUUCUUCUUAUGUGAAGAAAAAGCCUGCUGGAGCAGGAGAAUCGGCAACAACUUCAGUAGCAGACACGACUGCCCCGAAAGUUGAUCCCAUCAUAGAGAAAUCACCAAUAACCAAAGUCGAUAUCUCGAUACUCAAUGCGCCAGCUCCAACCACGAUAACGUCAGCGACGUCAUCGAAACCUCCUCCAGUCAAGAAACAAACCAAUGGGUUCCAGCGCGUAAAUUCGGGUGCGAAGAAGUUAUACGAGAUUCCUAAAGAGCCAGUCAUGAAGGACGCCGCGUUGGCAGGGCAGAAAGCCCCAACAAAUGCAUCGAGGGUCGCGAGGAUGUUUGGGUACGCUGCGAACGCAUACAAACCUCCGGUCGAGGAAUCGAAACCAGCAUUGCCGGUCUCGCCUCUGAUUGCUAUGGUCGAAGCAACGCCUGCGAAACAAGAAAGCAAGAUUAAUCGGCCUGUUUCCCCAGUGCUGGCUAUGGUCGAAGCAGCUGCUCCAAGUAAACCAGAGCCGAAAGUUAUGCCGAUUGUGGACGCGGUGUUGAAGUACAAGAAGGAUGCCACAAGCGCGACGGCGAAACUGAAGUCGAAGAAGGACGAGGUGCAGGAUAUGUUAGAUUUCUUUGCGAGCCAGCUGGAUGCGCCGAGUGAUACUUUGGCUUUGCCAAGCGAUAAGGAAGUGGGUGCUGCUGGACCUAAGGUGGAAAAGGUCAAACCGAAAGCGAUGGAUAUGCUAGACUUCUUUUCCAGUCAACUGGAUGCUCCUAACGAUAUUGUUUCCCUACCUGGAGACAGAAAGGCCGAAGUUUCCACACCUGCUGUCGAGACCAAACCGAAGGCUGUGGAUGUGCUUGGCUCAAUCUCAAGCCAGUUGGACUCUGCAGAUGAUCUUUUCGCUCUUCCUGGUGGCAAGAAAGUAGAAGCUCCAAAGCCAGUGGUGAAAGAACAGCCACGAAUGGCACAGCGAGAUCCACCAAUCACACCCAUCACACGAAAGGAUUCUGGUUGGAGCAGUCAAGGCUCCAGCACGUCACAAGAACUCAAACAGAUAAUGGCCUCUCCAAAAAGUAAGAUUUGGAGUUGCCAGACCUCCCGAACCUCUUCAGAACUGAAUUCUGUGGUGGAAGGGAGGAAAGAUUCAGUUUGGAGCCAGCAAGGCUCACCAACCACUUCUGAGCGAGCACUGUCAAUCAAGAAGCGGACAUCGCUCAUCGAACAAGAUGUCAUGCAGAUUCGAGGCCGCAUCCUCUCAUAUGGAGAGGAGGAUGAACAGCUUAAACUCGAGCGGGAGCGCAGAGAUGCUGAACAUGAAAGGAUCGUGGAAUUACAAACUCAAGCGCAGAGAAUUAUAAUUGAAAGGGAACAGAUGGAGAUGGAGCGCGAACGGAUGCUUGAAGAACAAUUGCGGUUUGACAAAGAAGCUGAACGUAUUGCAGAAGAAGCGGAGUCGAUGAGGAAGUUUGUCGAGAAUGUGGAGAGGGAAAGGCAGCUGGAUCUUGAGAACCAGGAGAAGAAAAGGAAGAGGAAAGAGGCUGAAGAGCAGGCCAGACGAGAGGCGGAGGAGGCGGAACAGAAGAGGAUUGAAGCCGAGGAGGAAGCCGAAAGGAUUCGAGUUGAGAAGGAAGAGGAGGCCAGGAAGGAGGCUGAACUGGCUGCUGAGAUUGAAGCGGAGAGAGCAGCCAGAGAGAUAGAGAAAGAGCGCCAACGAGUUGCGGAGCUGGAGAAGAAAAAGGAAUACAAGGCCAAGGAAGAUCGGUUAGCGAAAGAGGAAGCUGAUCGCUUAACGGCCAAGAUGCUGAAAUACGAAGAAGAAAAGGAGGCGGAGCGGCGAUCUCGCGAGGAGGAGGAAGAAAUGAAACGAGAUGUCGCAAGGCAGAAGGAGCUGGAUCGACAGGAAUACGAAGAGGAACAAGAGAGGAAACGCGAGGUUGGACGACAGAGGAGACUUGCUGCGAAGGAGAGACAAGAACAAGCAGAGGCACGAGCGCUUGAAGAGGAUAGAUUGGAGAAGCAGCAGAGACGGGAGGCGGAAAAGCGAGCGGAUCAACUUUUCAAAGAAGAAGAGGAGCGUCGUGCCUUUGAGCAAGAACAAGAACGUCAACUCUAUGAACAAGAGCAAGCAGAACGACGAUUCGAGCAGGAGCAAGCUGAAAAAUCGCGAGCUGUGGGUGCAGACAAGCUCGCCGACGCAUAUAGAUUCGACCUCGAUGUUGCCAGCAAACCAAUGCUCAGUCCAUCCGUUUACGAAGAUGAGAUAUACGAAUCGGAAGAGGAAGUAGAGCGCGAGGAAACGAAGGAGGAGAAACUAGCCAAAGCAGAAGAGAAGAUCCGCAUGGCAUUCGCAGGUCUCGCGCAAGAGCGAGGCCAGCAAGCACCUCCUGCAUCAGCUUCUGUCGCUUCUCUUCCAAUAUCAAAUACCGUUCGUAAUGACCGUGGGCCGGGUGGAUAUGGUGGAUUUGGAGGUAGCGGACUUCAGCCUAGUCCGAGUAUGAGACAGGAGAGAGGUAUUUCGAGGUACAAUACUACGGGAGGAGCUACAAAGCUGCAGAAGCGAACGAUGCCGCCACAGGUUGGACUGGUGAAGGUUAAUACUGUUAGUGGACGUCCUGGAGGAUUACCUACUGGACCUAGAGCUGGUGGUUUACCUGGUGGACCCAGGCCGAUGAGACGAUGAGGACGAACUUCUUUUCUUGUUAUGAUACCCCUUUAG
This is a messenger RNA of Cadophora gregata, 3536 nucleotides long. RefSeq lists its product as uncharacterized. The transcript is spliced from 3 exons. Bases 810 to 3500 code for a protein of 896 amino acids. Lineage: Eukaryota; Fungi; Ascomycota; Leotiomycetes; Helotiales; Ploettnerulaceae. The record is from RefSeq and is a predicted model, not a curated record.